AUGCCCCCGAGAACGGCAGAGGCGGCCACCAAAAUGCCCCCAAAGGCGCCAGUACGUAGGCCAGCUCGAGCAAACCCCGGGAAGACCCCGGACGAGCUCGCAGACGACAUUGGAAAGCUGGCCAUCACCAAGCCAGAGCCCAAGGCACGAGCAACAGGUCCCAAAGCUGCUUCCUCCAAGACUUCUAUACCGCCUACAAGGAAGACCCCAGCACCUGCGACGGCAAAAGGCAAGGGUAGAGCGAAAGAGCCUCUAGCAGAGACCAUCCCCUGGGCAUGUGCGGCCGCGGCAGACAACUUCAAGCCAGUGGAACGUGCCUCACAGGCUAUGCAGGCUGUCAACACGAGCCUCAAGUCUAUAUCGCAAGCUGAGGCUGCGGGAUACAGAUAUGGGCAGGGAAAGGUCGUCGAGAGGGAAGGAGGAGAUUGGACAGAUGAAACAGCGGACACGACGGCAGAGCUCAGUAUGGUGGGCUUUGCGGUUCUGAGAGAGCUUGAUAAGGAGGGGGCGAUUGGCAAAAAGGGUAUAGAAGUGGAGAGAGUGUGUCAGGUGAUUGUGCACAAGAUGCUGGUCAUUGGAAUGACGAAGCAAGCCAUAGAGAUCUUGUGCAAAACCAAAUCGGCCUUAUUCCGGCUGUACUCUCCCAUCGAAUCUGAACCUUCUUCUUCCGAGCCGAAGCCUCCUACGACCUCGGCAAGCUCGUCACGUACGACAGUACGCCCAGCUGCCAAGGCCCCCGCUCGCCCCACGCCUGCCAGCUCUUCCAAGGCCCCCGCUUCUGUGGAAGGUGAUGUCGCUGUGCCUGCGUCGUGGCUAGAUACAGCCUCUUAUCCAUCUCCACGUGAUGGCUCGGAGAUACCCGAUCUUGUGCGAUCACUACUAUUCUCGGCGGUGCUGUCCUCUUGGACCAGCUUAGUCUCUUACUCGCAGGGGUCGGAAGAGGUCAUAGGCGCUCUUUGGAAGUCCCAUUCCGACCACUCAUCGUUCAUCAGCCCUCUCGUUCUCGCACGAUCACUAUCGCGCCCCUCCAUCACCCCUGCGCUAUACGCAUUCUACCGAGCUGUCAGCAGCCUUGCACCUCCUGCAACUUCCCCUAUCUUCCUACCCAUACGACGUAUAGCCCUCUUUGCUCUGUCACUCACCAUCACAGCUACUGCCGAGUCUAAAAACUCUCCUACACAGCUAUGGGAGACCACACACAGGAUCGUAGCGGCAGUGGUGAACGCGAGAAAGGACGAGGCGCGGUUGAGCGAAGCCACCGAGGCUGUCUUGAGCGUUGUCGAAUGGGUCGAAAAGAUAUUGGAGGCCAGGGGCGAGGAUGGAUCUGGGUGGUUCAGUGGAAAGGGGUGGUCAGGGCUGGCUGAUAUGUGGAUUGCCCUCGGGCGAAAGCUGGGUGAUUCGAAUGUAAUCGACAAAGCCUUGUCUCUCAUGGCCGCUUCAGCUUCCUUCUCAUCACCCGUGUCCACUCCCAAGAAGAAUGGGAUCUCACCCGCCCCGUCGACUCCUCAAGCUGCGCCGUUAGCCAAGUUCGAAGGUCAACCGGACACCGAAGUGACACGGAUUCGAGGUGUGCUCGCUAAAGCCAGUCUAUCGAUAGACAAGAUAUUGUUGGAAGCCUCCCCGCCCUCGUUACCUUUGGAGGGCCUAUCGCGUCAAGAGUUGUCCAGUUUGGGCCAAGCUUUGGGUAUGCUUUCGGAGGAUGAAGAUACCAAGGUGUUGGUGGAAAGAACUGUCAGAGCAUGGGAGCGGACAAGAAGGGGUUGUGUCAAGUUGUUUGACAAAUUUGGGAGUCAGGAAGAGUGGAAGAGUGUCCUGAAGGAUAUAGAAAGUUGGUCUGUGGCGGCUGUUGGGCUCGCCGAAGGGGUCAGCGGGCGUGUCAAACUCGAUCCUUCACUAGCGCUGCAUAUCGUUUCAGGAUCGAUAGACACCAUUGUCGUUCUCUCACAACGCAAUGCUUCUAACUCCUAUUCUCUACUCUGCCGCGGCUAUGGUCUCUAUCAGCAAAACAAACCCUGGACGUCACCGUCAGACCACAUUAAUUGGCUUCGCUGCCUGUCUACCUCUGCGUAUAAUAUCGGCGGCAAACUCUUUACAGAGGGCGCAGCAUCUGACGCAACACCUCUCAUACAAGCUAGCUGCGAAUGGGGAGCGGAGGCUGUAGAAAUCGGGAAAAGUGUGGGCGACACAGACAAGGGGUUGCAGCAUUUGCAGGAAGGGCUAUCGAAGAGGUGGGAAUGGCUGGCUGGAUGUCAACAGAAAGCGGGGGAUAAGAAGGCGCUGUUUGCUUCUUAUGCCGAGUGCUUUGCUUCUCAGCCCCCGUCCCUCUUGACCUCCUUGUCUUCUGCGUCCUCUCAGCCUGUCUCUGUGAUUCUCAAACCCUUCCCUGAUCUCCACAAUACUCUCCAGCGGGUGUCCACCUUCAUAUUCUAUGAUCCAUCUCAGGCUGUCUCUUUCGGCACAGAUGUUGUCGAGGCCAUGGGCAAGAGACUCCAACCUUUUGAGGCAGGGGCGAUCGGUGAGAAGCUCAUGGAAACAAUCGAAGAGGGCGCUUGGAAAGGGGAAGUCGCGGAAAUAGCAUUGGAUAUUGGGGAAGGGCUUCUGGGGCUGUAUGAUGGACAGUAUCCUCUGAGAAGGCUUCGCGUCAUUGCUCGUAUGUUGAAGAUUACUGUCGCCUCGGGCCAACGAGCAGCACAAUUCCUAGACCUAGUGGAAGAGGCGGAUCGCCUCUACUCUCAAUCUGCUGUUAAAGAGGACGCCCUUUUGGAAGUCUACAAGAAAGAGUACUACGCGUAUAUCUUGAUCCUUCGAGCUUUACAAGCGUACCACUCUACCUCUGAACCGUCUGCCUCUGUACUCCAGCAUCAACAACAGAUCCACCAGCUUCUACGGGAGCUGAUCCUUCCUCCGACACCUGUUGUCGUGCAAGAUGAAGGUGUCAAGAAACGACAGCCUCUGGGGCGGGCGACUACCACCAGGGCCGCGCCCACCAGGUCAACGAGGAGCGCGCAGCGGACAGUCUCUGAGCCGCAGAAGAAGCCUAUGGCGACAACCAGGGGGGUACCGGCGAAGAAGGGGAAGAGCGCCGCGGAGGUGGGGACCAAAGCCGUUGCUUAUGACGACUUGAAGCGUCUUACACACUUGAUUUCAUCGUUGGCAACCCUUCUCGGGCUUCUGGGCAUGUCUCUUGCGCAAGUGGAGGUGCUGAAACUGUUGAGAGCUUUGCAAAGAAAUCGAGACCCCUUGUUCAGCGGCUACAUUGACGCUUCUGCUCAACUUGCCACUGAAUACCACAAGCUGGGGAAGAUCUCGCGAGCAGGAAGCGUCUUCACCCAAGCACAUAACGCUUUGCAAGAUAGCAAAGUGCUCGUGGACGAUAGCGUGCAAGUGGAGCUAUUGCUGAGGUGGUGUUGCUAUCUGGCCGACACUGGAGAUGUCGCCAAGGCCCGAGAGAUGUAUGCCAAAGCACAGAAUAUCGAUCGCCACAUUGAAGACUCCAAGGAUAAAUCGCGCUCUCUCCAUCUGCAGAUCAUCACUCGUUGUGUCACGUUGGAAAGAGCUGCUUGGGCCCGUACUGCUACUGCAGCUAUCAAUGCUGCUGAGGACAAUUCCUCCGCUGCCAUUAUGCAGCUUUCCGCAGCAUUUCGUCUUUGGACUCGCGCUUCUGACAAUAUAUGCCGGAUAGCCGAGGAAGAGGUCCCCGUCAUUGUCAAUCGCACAACUCCUGAUGAUCCUUUCCUUGACGCACCCAACUCAAACCGCCCCACUGGAGCAGAUGAACCCGCCAAAGACGACCGACCACCCCCCCCACCACAAGCGUCCAGCUUCUCUCUGAAACAUCUGGACAGCCUUCAGUGGCACGUCGCUGUCGGGCUUUUGAACACCACGUUUGACCUGGCUUCGGCUUUUGCUGCGAGAGGCUCGGUCAAGGACGUGGAGUACUUCUUGAAAGUCGCUGGUCAAGUCAGCGCCGUAGUGAAAAGUGGGGGCAUGGGUGCGAAGACGGGUGCUAGUGAAGCUGAGAUUCUGUUCAGGCUGAGAAAGUAUGACGAGGUGGAAGGUCGGUUGGAGGGGGCAGCCGCAUUACUAGGCACGGACACCGGACCGGGAAUGGUAGACAUACUGCGAGUUCAAGGAGACUUGUAUACCCGGCAGGAUCUGGUUGAGGAAGCAAAUCAAGUAUUCGAGUGUACCUCGAACGAGAUAGCUGGACUAGACGCAACAUUUGCGGCUGCAGAAGCUCUUCUGCCCACCACCAAAAGCCUUCCGAUACCUCGAAAGAGCACCAGCGGGAAGGAGCCACUGCUGACCGUGCCUCUGGCGCAUGUGCUCGUUCAACACGCAUGGUUGUUGCGAGAGGCUGGAACCAAAGACGAAUGCGAGAGACUUCUUGCGCGUAUCAAAGGACUGCCGCAUUCGAGAUACAUCAAGUCCCAAGAGCUUCUUCUAUAUGGCCGUAUCGCCCUUCAUGAAGCCUUCGUCCAAUUCAAGACGGAUCUUUUCAUGAGUUCCUUGACUGAGUCUGCGAUUGCAAUGCCCAUGGGUAAUCCCACCAAAAAGGCAAAUGAUCGACAAUCUUCAAGACUCAAGAUACAGUCUGUGUUGACCCGCGCCGAAAGCUCCUUUAUGUCUACACUGGACUUGGUGGCCGGCAGUGGAAGAGUAGAAGAUAUACGCCAGGCUUGCUUGGCACUGGCGCUACUGAGAGCUUUCCAGACUGCACUAGGCCUCGGAUCAUCGGCUGUCACAUCGGCCGCUGCAGACAUACUCGCCUCGAGCUCUUCCAUUACUCUUCAGCGAGAGCUUCUGCAGGCUAUUGAUUGCAAAUUCAUUGAUGUCGGUGCGAACGACAUUCAGUGGUCAUCGUCGGACGCGUCAAAGGCCUCAAAACCAAAGCCAGAGGAUGAAGACUCGGAGACUGAGUGCCUCGAUGACCACGAUGGUAAACUUCGCUCUUAUUGGGACAUGAUCAGAGAAAAGUAUAGCUCAAACCCUCUACUCACAACGGAGAGCGUUUCUCUUGAGAGUCUCCCAUCCAAUUGGGCGGUCGUCAGCGUCAAUGUCUCGGACGAUCGGAAUACCAUCUUUGUCUCACGACACCAAAAGGACCAUGAGCCAAUCGUCUUCUGUCUUCCUCUCGAUAGACAAGGACGAAGGGAGGGUGACGACGAGACCUGGACGUUCGAUGCUGCCGUCGAGGAGCUCCAGACGAUCAUACAAGCAAGCAAUGGAGGUGCAAGGAGAGCUAGAUCAAUCACCACAGCAGAAGGCAAAGUUGAAUGGUGGGCGGAAAGGCGAGCGUUGGACAAGAGGAUGGAGGAGCUUUGUGUCAACCUUGAAUUUGUGUGGCUGGGCGCGUUCAAGACGAUCUUUGCCCCCCGUAACCGCUUCAGCAAAGAAGAUCUGGCCGAAUUCCGCACCAAUCUUGAAAAGGUCUUGCAAGCUGCACUUUCUGGAGGUCGAAAUGCCAAAGGCAAAAAGGUUCCUCCUAAACUACAUCUCAACGAUGCUUUACUCGAGUGCUUUGCCGGCCUGUCCAGCAAGUGCCAAGGCGAAGAAGCGGAAGAUUUGAUCUACUUUAUGCUCGACACUUACCAGUUCCAUGGGCUGGAAGUGGCUCUGUCGGAGUUGGACAUGGACGAAAUUGCUAUUGAUAUCAAAAGCGUGUUGGAAAAGAUUGAAGCAAAGCAGGUCAAGAGCACCAACUUGACCGAAGAGCACGUCUUUUUGGCAUUGGACAAGAACGUCCAGUCCUUCCCAUGGGAGUCGAUACCGAUCUUGCGAGGGCGCCCUGUCAGUCGUAUCCCGUCAUUGUCAUUUCUUCUUGACCAGGUCGCUAUGGGCAACCACCUCCGACCUUCUUUGACUAGAAGCUUGGUUGAGCCCGGUGACCAACCGACCACUCAACGCACCGUCAACUCCAGAAGGACGUUCUAUAUCUUGAACCCUAGCGGUGAUCUUGCAAGAACCGAAUCACACUUCAAACCUUGGAUAGAUGAGAUGGUGAAGACCGCUGGGUGGAAGGGUAUUGUGGGCCGCGCGCCCACAGAGCUGGAAAUGAAGGCCGCGCUGAGAGACUAUGAUCUGGUAUUGUACUUUGGACACGGUGGUGCCGAGCAAUAUAUCAGCUCCCACAAGAUCAGAUGCCUGCCCCAGUGUGCCACGACCAUGUUAUGGGGUUGUUCCUCCGGUCACUUGAAAGACCAAGGGGACUUUGACCGAACGGGCACGGCUUGGCACUACAUGGUUGCCGGAUGUCCGUCUCUGGUGGGUAACCUUUGGGACGUCACGGACCGCGACAUCGAUCGUUUGUCCGAGCACGUACUGAAGCAAGGACUGCAUCUCGAUUCCGCCCACCAACCCCACUCCAAAAAUCGGCUCAACACUUUGCUGCCGCUCUCGGAACUCUCGACUGUUCAGGCAGUCAACAGGGCGCGAGAUGAGUGCAAGCUCAAGUACCUCAACGGGGCAGCUCCGGUGGUCUACGGACUACCUGUGUAUCUACAUUAG
Molecule: messenger RNA, 6507 nt
Organism: Cryptococcus amylolentus CBS 6039
Lineage: Eukaryota; Fungi; Basidiomycota; Tremellomycetes; Tremellales; Cryptococcaceae
Exons: 19
Coding region: 1-6507 (2168 amino acids)
Biological process (GO): meiotic chromosome separation; proteolysis
Cellular component (GO): mitotic spindle pole body; nucleus; mitotic spindle
Molecular function (GO): protein binding; cysteine-type endopeptidase activity
Source: RefSeq, a predicted model, not a curated record